Chaetomium strumarium is the source of this 2198-nucleotide messenger RNA. RefSeq names its product P-loop containing nucleoside triphosphate hydrolase protein. Gene Ontology annotation, molecular function: ATP binding; nucleic acid binding. The record is from RefSeq and is a predicted model, not a curated record. The transcript is spliced from 3 exons. Lineage: Eukaryota; Fungi; Ascomycota; Sordariomycetes; Sordariales; Chaetomiaceae. The coding region runs from base 64 to 1977 and encodes 637 amino acids.
AGUUCCCGUCGCAAGCCAUCAACAAGCCCGGCAGCAACCAGUCCCCGCAUAUCAAUUGGAGCGAUGUCGGCCGGAAAGAAGCACGCCCGCAGCGAAGGCGAGGAGCAGAGUACGCGCCUCGCCAAGAAGGCGAAGACGGAUGCGACAACGGAUGCGGCCGCCGACGCCGAAGCCGACGCCGCCUCCGUGAAGGCCGAAAAGAAGAAGGAUAAGAAGGAUAAGAAGGGUAAGAAGGAUAAGGAGAGGAAGGAAAAGAAGGAAAAAAAGGAGAAGAAAGAGAAGAAGGAAAAGAAGGAAAAGAAGCAGCGGAAGGAGAAAUCUUCCGAGGAGCCCGAGGAACAGCCAGUCGGAGGAGGCAUGGCCGAAGACGAACCUGAGCCCAAGCCUGAGAAGAAAGAGAAGAAGAAGAAGUCCAAGUCUAAGUCCUCCUCAGACGAGUCGACGCCGAACACAAGCGACCAGAACGCCACAACCGCCGCGACUACCGCCGAGUCUACUCCAGCCGCCAGCGGCCCAGCCCAGCGUAACGGUGCCUCCUACUCGUACCGGCAAACCUCCGCCCUCGACGCCGUUCCAGAUUCCGAGGUGCAAGAAUUCCUCAAGAAGCAAGAGAUCGCCAUCUCCGACCCAUCGGGCACCAAGCUGCGUCCCGUCAUGCAGUUCUCGCACCUGCCCUCCUCAGCCCUCAUCUCCAAGAAGCCCUUCGCCAGCUUCACCGCGCCGACACCCAUCCAGGCCGCGUCCUGGCCCUUCUCGCUCUCCGGCCGCGACGUGAUCGGCAUCGCCGAGACCGGGUCCGGCAAGACGAUGGCCUUCGCCCUGCCCUGCGUCGAGUCGCUCGCGUCCAGCCCCAAGCCCAAAUCCUCCUCGUCUAAGAAAUCCAACAGGACCGCGCACGCCCGCGCCGUGGUGGUCUCGCCCACGCGCGAGCUGGCCAUGCAGACGCACGCGGCCAUGUCGACGCUUGCCUCGCUGGUCGGGCUGUCCGCGGUGUGCCUGUACGGCGGCGCGAGCAAGGACGACCAGCGCGCGCUGCUGCGUCAGAACAGCGGGGCCGACAUCAUCGUGGCCACCCCGGGGCGGCUGAAGGACUUCCUCUCGGAGGGGUGUGUGUCACUGUCGGAGGUCAUGUUCGCCGUCCUCGACGAGGCCGACCGCAUGCUGGACAAGGGGUUCGAGGAGGAUAUCAAGCAGAUCCUGGGCAGCUGUCCGCCGCGCGAGAAGAGGCAGACGCUGAUGUUCACGGCCACGUGGCCGACCAGUGUGCAGGGGCUGGCCGAGGGGUUCAUGGUUGAUCCCGUGAAAGUGACGAUUGGGAACCGGACCCGCGCGGGCGGGGAUGGGGAUGGCGAGGGGAAUGGCGCGGUCGAGCUGCAGGCUAAUAAUCGUAUUGCGCAGACCGUGGAGGUGGUGGAUCCGCGGGGCAAGGAGCAGCGGCUGCUGGAACUGUUGCGCGAGGCGCAGCGGGGAGGCGGGAAGAAUGAUAGGAUACUGGUGUUCUGUCUGUACAAGAAGGAGGCGGUGCGGGUUGAGCAGUUCCUGCAGCACAGGGGCAUCCGCGUGGCGAGCAUCCAUGGCGACUUGCGGCAGGAGCAGCGGACGCGUAGUCUGGAGGCCUUCAAGGCCGGCACGACGACCGUCCUGGUGGCGACUGAUGUUGCGGCGCGUGGUCUGGAUAUCCCUGAGGUCAAGUUGGUUAUCAAUGUGACGUUCCCUCUCACGAUCGAGGAUUACGUCCAUCGCAUUGGUCGAACGGGCCGCGCUGGCAAGGAGGGCAAGGCCAUCACGUUGUUUACCGAGCACGACAAGGCGCAUUCUGGAUCACUCGUCAAUAUCCUGAGAGCGGCCAACCAGCCUGUUCCCGACGAGCUGCUCAAGUUUGGCACAACGGUCAAGAAGAAGGCGCACGACGCGUAUGGCGCGUUCUUCAAGGACGUGGACAUGAGCAAGAAGGCCACGAAGAUCACGUUCGAUUAGGGCCAAGAUACAUAGCGUGGCGUGGGUAGACGUUUCUGUUGGGAUUCGUGUCGGUGGUUUGCAUCAGCAUUGGGGUUUCUAGGCGCUUGCUUGCUGCCGGCCUCUGAUACCCUGGAUCGCACUGUAUAGAAAGCUCCUUUCGGACGCGGCUCUGCUUCACUGUUAGCCAGCCUGAUAGACAGUUUCAUGGAUAUGCAGAUACAAGGUGACUUACACAACCA